Seriola dumerili (greater amberjack) is the source of this 934-nucleotide messenger RNA. It is a transcript of the gene fabp3, whose product is annotated as fatty acid-binding protein, heart-like. The coding region runs from base 139 to 540 and encodes 133 amino acids. Gene Ontology annotation, molecular function: fatty acid binding. The record is from RefSeq and is a predicted model, not a curated record. Gene Ontology annotation, biological process: fatty acid transport. The transcript has 4 exons. Lineage: Eukaryota; Metazoa; Chordata; Actinopteri; Carangiformes; Carangidae. Gene Ontology annotation, cellular component: nucleus; cytosol.
AGCGCAGUGUGAGGUGCUGACUACAUUCUCUGUCUCUCUCCCUCUUCUCUCAUUCUGUCGCUCCCCCACUUUGGCGCCUCAUACAUUCUCUCCCUCUCUUUCUCUCUCACACCCUGAUUCCUCCACACUGCUGCAGACAUGGCCGAGGCUUUCGUUGGCACAUGGAACCUCAAGGAAAGCGAGAAAUUUGACGAAUAUAUGAAGGAGCUGGGUGUUGGCUUUGCUACACGUAAGGUGGGCAACCUGACAAAGCCCACCACUAUUAUCUCAGUGGAUGGCGACAAGGUGACAGUGAAGACCCAGAGCACCAUUAAGAACACAGAGCUCAGCUUCAAGCUGGGCGAGGAGUUUGACGAGACCACCGCCGAUGACAGGAAGGUUAAGUCCAUUGUAACAGUAGAGGAUGGCAAGAUGGUGCACAUACAGAAGUGGGAUAACAAAGAGACCAGCCUGGUCAGGGAAGUCAGCGGAAAUGCCCUCACACUAACACUUACACUCGGACAAGUUGUUUGCACACGUCGCUACGAGAAGGCAGAGUAAAACCCAACACACAUCGUCUAACUGCAUCAUCUAACAGCCUGAACCACAACUCCCUAACACCACCUCAACCCAGGUCAAGCAGGCCGCCUGUAUGGCUUCUGCAGAUUCCCCACAUUGUCCCUUCAUACUGUAUGCUCAGUAUUAACAUUGCUGCUGUCUGUGAUCUCCAUUUUCUCCCUGUCCUUCACUUUAUACUGUUGUUCCUUCUACUGUAAGAAACACUGAAUAAAUUCCAAUGAUUUGUUGUUGUUUUUUCUCUCUAAAGUUCCAGGUCUGCAAUUUUUUUUUUUUUUUUUUAAAGAAAAAUGUUUUAUGCAUUGUGCCUGUGAUAAACCUGGAAAAGUGUUUUUGAAAUUUUAAGACCUGAAAAAUAAAAAUAAAUAUCUCCACACUG